This is a messenger RNA of Cheilinus undulatus (humphead wrasse), 7300 nucleotides long. RefSeq names its product zinc finger protein 646 (gene znf646). NCBI's taxonomy places the organism in Eukaryota, Metazoa, Chordata, Actinopteri, Labriformes, Labridae. The record is from RefSeq and is a predicted model, not a curated record. Bases 339 to 4898 code for a protein of 1519 amino acids. The transcript is spliced from 4 exons.
GUGGAAAUGGGAAUGGAGGCAAAAAAAGACAAUUGGAAAAAGGGGUCUGCCCUCCACAUAAGAUUAACGUUUUUGUAUUAAUGAAUGGAAAUAUACCAUCGAAGAGUUGCAGUUUAUCAGUUCUGCCGCAGGUCAUCACACUCAAGUCGUCAUUACCUCUCCUAAUUAUCUUGGACUGUUUCUCCACAUCCCCUACUGUGUUACCUCCCUGGAAGCUGUUUGGACGCUAAUGUAAUGAACUGUUUUCUUGUUAUAUUAACCACAAAGGCAUCUAAUGCAGUUCCCUUCUGCAUGUUCAUCCACACUGCUUCUGGUGCCCUCAAGUCAGUUCACUUGCUAUGGCACUGCAAGAUCCUGGCAGGACAACAGGAUUUCCUUGCAAACAAUGUGGCCUGAUAUUUCCCAACAUGCCCAGUCUGCAGGAGCACAUGGAAGUUCACCUUCAACAAGAGGAGGAACGCAGGUUUAAAUGUGAUGAAUGCGGACGUUGUUAUAGGCAUGCUGGUAGCCUCGCUAACCACAAAAAGACUCAUGAUGUGGGCUCUUUUCAAUGUAACAUAUGUGGUAAAGAAAACUCCAAUGCAUUAGCCCUGAAAAGUCAUCUCCGGAGCCACACGUCACAGAAAAAAUACUCCUGUGCUGAAUGUGGGAAAGCUUUUCGUCUGGCAACCCAGCUGGCUACGCAUGAAAGGGUUCAUCUUGCCAGGCGAGCAAAGGAGCAGUCAUAUAGGAAGGUAGACAUGGAAUAUCCCUCACAUAAAAAUGAAAAUGAGCACCCACAUCCUUUAAGUGAGAAUUCAAACAGUUUUAGGAAUUCUACAGAAAAUAGCCCAGCUGAGGAAAAGCCAGAGGUUGCGUAUAAUCAAUCCGAGACCUCCGAUGAUGCAGCAAAUAGACCUUUCAGGUGUGAUUUAUGUGAUAAAUCAUACAUACACCACCGAAGCCUGACCAAUCAUAAAAAGACUCACCAAGUGGGAAUGUUUGAGUGCACGGUGUGUUUCAAACUUUUUAAUAACAUGGCUGCUCUCUACAGCCACCAGAGGACUCACAAGGCAAGAAGUGGGACGGACCCAGGUUUGAUGGGUGGGUCUUACACAAGCACACCACUGAACCAGUUCUCACCUCAGAGCCAAGAUGCUCCUGUUAAUUUCUGCCAUCUGUGUCAGGUUCUUUUCCCAAAUGAGGAGGAGUUCCAGGAUCACAUUCAGAUGCAUAAUUCCUCAUCUGUGUCAUUUGGGCUUCAAGAUUCCUUAUCAGAGAACCACAAUAUGUCCUAUGAAAACAGUAUUGCUUCACCUGAGUCAAAUUUCUAUCCAUCUCCUUUAAACAAUGUUCCCUCAGUAUCAUCUUUAGAUAAUCAAGCCGGCUUUGACCAGCCCCAUGAGCUUAUCACAAGUAAUGGACAUGUGUACUCGGACUGCUCCAACAAUCAAAUACCAUCUUUCAAUAGCACUCAGGGAGAUCCUACAAUUAUAGACCCAGGCAUUCUCCAUUCUGCCCUGACACAAACACAAAACACAGUCAAUGCAACAGAAAUAAAUGAGACCUCAACUGUAGAUUCUGAUGAGCGUCCCUUCAAGUGUCAAGUCUGCGGUAAAAGCUACCGCCAUUCUGGGAGUCUCAUCAACCACAAAAGAUCCCAUCAGGUUGGGAUUUACCAGUGUUCUAUCUGCAGGAAGAAUUAUCCCCACCUGGCCGCCCUCAAAAGUCACCUUCGCCUCCACAAAGCUCAGCCGUCAUCUUUCAGCCUCCACAUGGAAGGAGACUGGCUUUCCUCAGAGCCUCUAGAUAACCAACAGAGCUGCUUCUCUUCUCAAGAGGAUGGGGAGGAGGCCGCUCUCCCUAAUCUUGGUAUGGAUCAAGAAAAUGGAGUAGACAACAGCAGUGGAGUAUUGUAUCAUGGGCAGUUUAAUCAGGACUUCUCCCAGGAUAUGACUGUGCAUCUACCUCACAAUGACCACCUGAUGCAGCGGCACAUGUGUGCAGACUGUGGUGAGACAUUUGCAGAUAUUGCAGGAAUUAAGUCUCACAGUUGCCCUUUGUUACAGCAGCAGCAUGACAAUACUAGCAGUGACUUUGACAGCAGUAUGAAUUUCCAGGACAGUAACGGUCACUGCGCUGUUGGAAAUCCAGCGAGUAAUGUAGAGUUUCACGGUCAGAAUGGCAGCCACAACCAAAGUUAUUUUGAACAGAAUUUCCAGGAAAGUCUGAGCAGUGAUCAGCUGAACGGGGGAGAAGAAGAAGACGGUGAAAAUCCUGAUGAAGAGGAUGAUGAUGGAGAUCUGUAUCAGUGCUCCAUAUGUGGAAACAGCUACACCAGCAUGAGGGCACUCAGGAGCCAUCUGCGAGGUCAUACGCAGUCUCUCAGCACUCCUGCAAGCUCAGGGCCCUCGUCAAUGUCCUCCCAUGAUGAAGUGAAAGAUGAAGAGCCUGGAGAAAUGAUGAUCUGCAGCACAUGUGGAGAAAGCUUUGCCAAUAGACAGGACCUAAUAACUCAUCAGCUUCUGCACAACAAGGACCAGGUGGCUGAUGUUGAUCAUUUACAAAUAAACAACAGUGAUGUGCCUGAAGGCAAGGAGGAAGCACAAAGUAUCAUCUGUGGCAGCUGUGGCAUUUUCUGCUCCAGCUACCAUCAUCUGGACAACCAUGGCUGCACAGAUGAAAAGAAAGAUGAGUCAAUGCACUGUAAAGAGGAAAUGAAAGUGAAUGAUGUUUCCCAGAAUGAAGACCCCACUCCCCUGAAAGAAACUGUAGACACUGAACAUCGUCAUUACAAGUGCGAUCAGUGUGGGCGGUCGUACAGACAUGCUGGCUCCCUCCUUAACCACAAAAAGUCCCAUAAAACAGGUGUAUUCAGAUGCCUUGUCUGUCAGAAGCGUUUCUACAACCUGUUGGCCCUUAAGAACCACCAGAGGUCACACUUUGAUAUAAAAAGGCACACUUGCCACGAGUGUGGGAAAGCCUUCAAAAUACAGAAGCAGCUUUUGAAUCACCUGAGAAGGCACAAAGAGAACCAGGCCAAAAUCCAGGAACUCAACAACCAGAUCCAGGCACUCAUGCAGAUGAAUGGGACCAGCACUGAUGGAGGAAUGCAGCCCUUAACUUCAAAUGCCAGUCAGGCUUUUACCUCAUCUCGACGCUGCAGGCAACCACAAAUGAAGUCUGAGACUUCAGUCAAAUCAGAGGACACAGGUGAUGGACGGCCCUUCGCCUGUGACCAGUGUGGGCGCACAUAUCGCCACGCAGGAAGUCUGGUCAACCACAAAAACUCCCAUAAAACAGGUGAAUAUUACUGCUCCGUUUGCAACAACUCUUAUUCCAACCAACUGGCAAUGAAGAACCACUUGCGAACCCACUUUGCAUUUAAAAAACACUCCUGCCAAAAGUGUGGAAAAGGCUUUAGAGGAAAGAAGCAGCUAUUAGCCCAUGUUUGUGCAGACCUCAGAAAGGAAGGGGCUGGAGGGAGGCGGGGCUUAAAAUCUCGAGCCUUUAAGUGUAAGGAAUGUAAGGAGGCCUUUUUUUCUGAUGCCCAGCUGGCAGCUCACACCUGUAAUGGACCUUCAGGCAGCACUGAUGAACAAACAAACACAACCCCUAUCCUGAAUAAAGAGGAGCGGCCUUUUACAUGCAACAUAUGUAACCGCAGCUACCGCCAUGCUGGCUCACUCCUAAACCACAAAAACACCCACAAGACAGGACACUUUAGCUGCACCUUCUGCUCCAAGCCCUUCACCAAUCCCAUGGCUCUACGUAAUCACACACGCAUCCACACACAGAAGAAAAAGUACGUGUGUCUCACGUGUGGAAAGGCCUUCCGCCUUGCCAGCAUCCUGCACAACCAUCAGAGGGUCCACAAUCGAGCAGCCAGUCACUUCAGCUGUUCUACGUGUGGAAAGAGCUUCCAGGGCCGGUCCGGUCUGAAGAGGCAUCGCUGCCGCCAAGGUCAGGAGAACUUUUUGAGAGCCGGAGUCCAGCAGGCAGAGAGAGCAGACAAGUGCUUCAUGUGUGACCUGUGUGGGCGCUCUUACCGUCAUGCCGGAUCUCUUCUCAACCAUAAAAAGACUCACUCUGAAAACCUCCACCACUGCACCCUGUGUCUCCAGACAUUUCCCGAUCCCCUCACUCUGCAGAUUCACUCCCAGAUGAGGCGCCACUGCUGCCCUGAGUGCGGCAAGACCUUCUGUCUGCUCUCCCACCUGCAGAGCCACAUGGAGGUGCACUCAAAGGAGCGAUCUUUGGUCUGCAGCCUCUGCCAGCAGACAUUUCCAGACACAUCCAGCUACCAGCAGCACCAGGAGCUUCACCACAGGGCUGAGAACCCCUAUCAACAAGGCGUGGGGGAGUCUGCUGAUAACAACCUCUGCUGGGACUCAGGAAUAAACCAGACCAUGGGAAUGGAUGGGAUGCCAAAGCAGGUUCCUCCACCUUUGUCCCAUAUUCCAGAAAGCAUCACGAAUUCACAGACGAGCAACGACCCUGCAGUCGUGGAAGAAAAGAGCCACAUCUGUGAGCACUGCGGCCGCACCUACCGCCACGCCGGCUCCCUCCUCAACCAUAAAAACAGCCACAAGACUGGCUCCUUCUCCUGCUCCGUGUGCCAGAAAGAGUUCACCAAUCUGAUGGCACUCAAGAACCACCGGCGCAUUCACACAGAGCCAAAGCGCUACCAGUGUCUGGAGUGUGGGAAGGCAUUCCGUGUGUCCACUCAGCUCAUUUGUCAUCGGCGGAUCCACACCAGGGAGAAACCAUUCACCUGCAUGAUGUGUGACAAGAGCUUUUCCAGCAAAUCCAACCUGCGACACCAUCAGAAGCUACACCAGAACACCCAGACCUAUGACAACUCAUUUAGCAUGAAUACUAACACUUUCAUGGACUUGGACAUUGAUUCUUUUCUUUGAAGAAUUUCAGACUGUUGAAGAAUAGAGGGCAUGUGGUCCUCUUAUCUAUCUCUUAUUUAUCCCUCUAUCAGUAAUUGUAAAGCAGUAUUUUUUCAGAAAGUGUUCCUUGGUCCUGACAGAAACUCGUUACAACUCUCGUUACAAACUUCCAGUCUUACCUCCACAAGAGACAGUGCCAGUGGAAAGUCUCUAGAGCGUUCAUCGGUUUAAUAAGGCUUGAAUGUUUUACACACAAUUCUAAAGAAGAGCGUGCGAUGAUCAUGUACGUCGCCGCUCUUUCCUCAAACCAACCAAAGUGAACAGAAAAGUGCAGCCCGGGUCCAUGGAAGAACAAGAAGGGAUUUUUCUAAGCCAGUACUGUUCUAACGUUAACGCCUCCUCUCUGACGAUGUAUAAUUGUAUUCAGUGCCUCUGUAAGUUCCUUAGGAAGCAAAAUGUACAAACUAUAUUUAUCUCUGAAUCCUUUUCUUAGCUUUGCCGUCAGUUUCUGAGGAUUGCUUACUUUGGGUUGAAUAGGGCAAGCUUGUCAAAUACCUCUGGGGGCAAGAAGUGUUUAACUCAAAUCCUAUAUCAAGUAAAUAGUUGUACUUCUAAUAAUAUUCAGUGACAUUGUAUGCUAAAAUUUAUGUAUUUAAUUAAUUUAUUUCUGUUAUUUUAUGUUUAUAUUUUAUUAGAACAACUUUUUAUGAAUGUUGUACAAACUGUUCUAAACUCAUGUAGCCUUUAUGGAGCUUCAUCAGUCGAUUUGUAUCUUCUUAAUUAAAAACAGGCAGGAGAGAACAAGGCAAAUGUGCUGCACUCAGGGUCAAAACCUUCAAAAGGAACAAACCUGACGUGUGAAACUUUGUACAUAAUCAGUUUCUGAACUGAGCAUAGCAUUUAUUUUUCACUUGUGCCAUUUAAAACUUCAAAAUCACUCCAUGAUUUAGUUGCAUCUCCAUGUGCAGUGCAUGCUGUUAAAUCCUUAUUCUGUGGGAAAAUUAAGAAGCAGCAUCAGUUAUGUUGAAGUGCCAGUGCCUCAAAUGUAAUUCAACUGUAGCAGUUUAAUUUAAACAAUCAUCUUUUACUGUAAAAUGUUAAUGUUUUUGUGUGACAUUACUAGUAUUUCAUCAGUGAGGUAAAAGUGAUGCUACUUCUAUCCCUUUGAAUUUUCUUCCAUAACCAAUGCUCAAUACAAUUCAUAUCUGAAUUGGACCAAGCACAAGAAGCAACAUGUUGAGCUUUUACAAGAAUGAGAAAGCUUCAUUUUCUCCCUCAAGUUCAAGAACUACUUAUUUUUAGUUAAAAAUGUGCAAUUAAUUGAUUUACAGGGUAAUUUUUAUUUUGCCAAGUUGUCUUACGUGCCUCAGUGUUUCUUUUAACAAAUCAAAAAUCUAGAAAGAUUGAACAUAUUGCCUUUUUUAUCAUAUUGAAAUCAAACCUUACAUUUUCGUUAAGCCUUAUCUAUGUGUAAGUAUGUUUGGCACUGGUCAGAAGUAUGAUAUACCUCACAGAAAGCCCUGCCUACUUAUUGCCUCAUGCAGCUUCGUUGUUGAAAAUACACUGUUACAAUGGAAACUCAGAUAGCUUUUAACUGUAGGACAUAUGGACUGAAUGAAGUAUUAAUUUGUUGGCUUUGCUUUGUAGUUUGCAGAAACAGUUUCCUCCUUUAAACGGAGGUUUCUCUGCAGUUAUACAAUUUUAUUUGCACAUGUACAAAUCUAAGACACUUGUAGCCUAAAGGGGGUCAGAAAGUCGGCUCUUUGAUAGUUCACCUCAGUUUAGCUAGUUUGCAGGUAGUCGUAUUCGAGCAAUAUGCAGAAAGAACUGUUUAGAGCAUCUCAUUUGUUUGUCUAACCACUGUUUAAGUCCAGUGGCAUUUUAAAUGUACUCACACUCGCCUUGAAAAUACAUGACAGCUUGCUGUAUCUUUAAAAAUAUUUUCUUUGUUAUUGUAAUGUUUUUGCUGUUCUUACUGUAUCAUAUUUUCUUAUGCCAUGGUAGCCUCCAUGUUAAGCAACUCGUGCACGUUUAAUUUAAAACUGCCUUUUCUUUUCCAUCAAACCACAUGUGGCACUUAGAUUCACUAUUCUCACUGUUCACAAUCACAGCCUGGUGUUUGUGUUAAUCUCAGAACUCUGUAAAUAUUAAAGUAAAAAUAUCACUUGGAUCUCUGUUUACAGCAAGGUUCAGUUAAGAGGGGGAAAAUGCUAGAUCAACUAUCGUGUAAUAAUAAAAGCAUAUACAAGACAAUGUAAGGAUUUAUUGGGUUUUCAGUGCUCCAAAAUGUCUGCUCACUAUUUAAUUCAUAUUUAUAUAACUAUUUUGUCACUCUGGAAUGUAGAUUUUUACUCCUUUGUUAGAACUUAGAGUAGAAUAUAAGCAAAUUAUUCAAAAUAAAAUAGCUGAAAUUAAUUAAAAGA